Molecule: messenger RNA, 1083 nt
Organism: Aspergillus chevalieri
Lineage: Eukaryota; Fungi; Ascomycota; Eurotiomycetes; Eurotiales; Aspergillaceae
Product: NAD(P)-dependent alcohol dehydrogenase
Exons: 2
Coding region: 1-1083 (360 amino acids)
Biological process (GO): D-sorbitol catabolic process
Molecular function (GO): L-iditol 2-dehydrogenase (NAD+) activity
Source: RefSeq, a predicted model, not a curated record
AUGUCUACCAAUCGUGGUGUCUACACUGAUCCCGUUCAUAAUCUAUAUGUCGCCGAUGCAGAACCCGCAGCCGGUACUGUCUCAUCCGGUUCAUCACUCCAACCGGGCGAGGUUACCGUUGCCACCAAAAGAAGUGGUAUAUGCGGCUCCGACGUCCACUUCUGGAAGCAUGGUGGCAUCGGUCCCUGGCAAGUAGCAACCCCGCAUAUUCUGGGCCACGAAUCUGCCGGCGAAAUCGUCGCAGUCCAUCUCUCUGUAACAACACACAAAGUGGGAGAUCGCAUCGCUGUCGAACCGCAAAUUAUCUGUUUUGCCUGCAAGCCUUGUCUCACUGGUCGCUAUAACGGGUGCAAAAAACUGACGUUUCGGUCAAGUCCACUGUCACAUAGAUUGCUGCGCACCUAUGUCAACCAUCUCACCAUCUGGUGCCAUAAGAUCGGCUACCGGUUGUCCUAUGAUGGGGGAGCGCUACUGGAGCUGCUGAGUGUGGCGCUGACGGGCGUGACGAGGGCAGGAGUAAUGAUUGGCGAUCCGGUGGUUGUUUGUGGUGCUGGACCUAUCGGCUUGAUUACGCUUCAGGUUUGUCGGGUUGCGGGGGCAUGGCUGAUUGUUAUAAUAGAUAUCAAUGAGACAAGGCUGAAAUUUGCCGAGAAAUAUGUUCCUGGGGUUAGGGCUUGUUUGGUACGACGGGACCAGAGUCCGGAGGACAGUGCUGAGCAGGUAAAUGGAUUGAUGGGUGAGGGGGUUGAAGCUGCCACCGCCUUGGAAUGUACCGGAAUGGAGUCUAGCUUAGCCACGGCAGUACAUAGUGUCAAGUUCGGUGGAAAGGCAUUUGUAAUCGGGGUAGGCAAGGAUAAACUGGAGAUCCCCUUUAUGAGGAUGAGGGCUCGCGAGAUCGAACUAAAAUUUCAGCAGAGGUAUGUCAAUAUGUGGCCGAGGGCUAUUCGGGUUCUGGAGAGCGACAUGGUUGACCCGAAGAAGCUGGCGACCCAUGAAUUCUGCUUAGAAGACGCUGUCGAUGCGUUUCUGGCGGCCGCUGAUCCAAAACAUGGCGCUAUAAAGGUGCUCAUUCGGUCCGAGUAA